Messenger RNA from Hemicordylus capensis (graceful crag lizard), 1019 nucleotides. RefSeq names its product cysteine rich hydrophobic domain 2 (gene CHIC2). The record is from RefSeq and is a predicted model, not a curated record. The transcript is spliced from 6 exons. Lineage: Eukaryota; Metazoa; Chordata; Lepidosauria; Squamata; Cordylidae. The coding region runs from base 340 to 837 and encodes 165 amino acids.
CGGGUAAGGGGGCGGGGCGUUGCGCUUGCGGCUCCUCCUCUGUCAGUGGCUGCCGCGCCGGCGGAGAGCGGAUGUUGUUAUUGUUGUUGUUCCUGUGCGUCCCUCUUCCCUCCCCCUCUCCCCCUUGGGGGUUCAUGACGGACGCUUCCUCCCAGCGGCUCUGAGAGGCGACUGCGGUGGCGGCAGCAGCUCUUGGGCGGUCGAGGAAGCUGUGGCUACUGGCCUUGCCCCGUGGCUUCUCCUCCCUCCUCUGGUCCCUCCAUCCCGGCUUCCUUCUCUCGUGAUUCCUCGGGAGGCUCAUCGCGGCCUGGCCUGGCUUGGCCUCAGCCCAGCUCGGCCAUGGCGGACUUCGACGAGAUCUAUGAAGAAGAGGAAGAUGAAGAGCGGGCCUUGGAGGAGCAGCUGCUGAAGCACUCGCCGGACCCGGUGGUGGUGCGCGGCUCCGGCCAUGUCACUGUGUUUGGGCUGAGCAACAAAUUUGAAGCAGAAUUUCCUUCAUCAUUAACAGGAAAAGUUGCACCAGAGGAGUUUAAAGCUAGCAUUAGCAGAGUGAACAGCUGUCUUAAGAAGAACCUUCCAGUUAAUGUCCGAUGGUUACUCUGUGGAUGCCUUUGCUGCUGCUGUACUUUAGGUUGUAGUAUGUGGCCAGUGAUUUGCCUCAGUAAAAGAACACGAAGAUCGAUUGAGAAGUUAUUAGAAUGGGAAAACAAUAGGUUAUACCACAAGCUGUGCUUGCAUUGGAGGCUAAGCAAAAGGAAAUGUGAAUCGAAUAACAUGAUGGAAUAUGUCAUUCUUAUAGAAUUUUUACCAAAGACACCAAUUUUCCGACCAGAUUAACAUUUGCUUUACUUAGAGACUUACCCAAGUAUGUUGUCUUUCCAAUGGUGCCUUGCUUGGUGCUCUCCUGGUGGUCAUAUAGAAUUGGUUCUACAGAAUCUUGUGGUGUUCUUCCUUCUUUUGUUUUUUUUUAUAACAGCAUGUUCAAAGUGCAUGUUGUCAAAUUUUGCAGAUGUCAUUUC